CGACCAAAAAAUGUGUCGGGACGAAAUUUUAGCUCAACUCACCGAGUUGUUCGGAGACUACAUUGAACAGCAGCGCAUUCUCAGCACGAUUGACAAACUGGACGGUAACUUGGAUGCAUGUAUCGAGGCUCUGCUAGCGAACGACGGACAAGGGUUCCAGUGGAAAAAAGUGCAGGAAAAGCCUCUCUCUAAUCUCAACAACCCGGAAAACAGCAAUACCCUUCUACCAAGCGAUGGGCCCGAUCGGUCCACUGGUGCGACGCGAAAAACGAACGUGUCUCCGUCGAAAAGUCGCCGUGAAGAGAUGCCGGCGAGCUUCGCCUCGCUUCUACACAAAGGAAGCUUUGCAACGGUUCAGCAGCCAGUGGUUACCAAUAGCAACCAGCAGCCGAGCCGAGCUCAAAGGAAAUCCCAUCCGCCACCGAACCUUCCGAGCAACUUCGGCACCACGGUUGAUAUGGUGGCGCAAGGUUAUCGGGUGAUGGUGCUGAUGCGCGGUGCCCCGGGCAGUGGCAAGACGCAUCUCUCGCGCAUGCUUAUCGACCGCACAUCGGCGGGCGAUUAUCGAAAUCACAUUUUCAGCGCCGACGACUACUUCAUGGUUAACGGGGUGUACAAGUUUCAGCCCGACGCUCUCGACAGUGCGCAUCGGUUUACGCAGAGUAGCGUGCAAGCGAAAGCCCGCGAAGGCUGGAGCCCUAUCGUGGUGGACAACACCAACGUGCGGUUGUGGGAAAUGUUCCCUUACGUGCAGAUAGCGGCCGAACAUGGUUACUUCCUCGAAACUCUCGAACCGACCACGCACUGGCGCAACAACAGUCGCAGUCUGGCCAUUCGCAAUACGCACGGCGUGCCAGAGCCGAAGAUUAAGAGCAUGCUGCAAAACUUUGAAAAGCUGUCGAGCGUACGCGAACUAUACCGUUCGUGUAAGCUCGAGCACAUGCUAUCCAUUCCGCCAAAAAUGCGCCACUAUCCCAUUCUGCCACAGGACUUGGUAAUACCGCCCAGUGACAGACCGGGAGACAACGGAUCGCAUAAAAGUGUCCCCAAAUGGAACGAGGACUGGAGAGAUCCGCUGGAUGGUACCGUUCCGAAAGCGACCAACGGACCAACGACGACACUCGAUCUGGCGGCAAUUCCCGUACCAAAACCUCCGCGAGACGGACGACAAAGCAUACUACCAGCAGCCGCCGCCCGUCAGUCGGCGGCGAUGGACGAGGAAGAAGCCGGAGCCACAGGUGGCGGGACGCUGAUAGAAGACUUUUCCUGGGACUUUACGGAUGACUGGCAAAAGUCCGAACCGAACUGGAAACCGUACGAUACGGAGAGCGUCCAGUUCUGGGGCCAACCAUCGUCGUCACAGCGGAGCCAAAGUCCACCGAAAGCCUCGCUACUGAGGGCCGCUAAUGAAACCAGCACGCCGAAGACAAAGCCAAUGAAAAACGCCAGCUCUCGCACCGGUCCGGUUCUUAGCAAGCACCGGCGCGGGUGUGCGAACGAAAACGCGAGCUUUUCGGAAAUCUGCAACCUCUAUCCGAAGGUGCCGGAAUCGUACCUGUGGGAUCUGUUCGAAAAGUGCAGUGGCGAUGGCGAUUGGGUGGCGAACCUGUUGCUGGAAGAGCAAAAGCUAGAAAACUUUGAGAGUGCCACAACGGAGGAGGAAGAAAACGGCGGCGGCUGCACCUCGGCCGGUGGAGCGAUGGCCUUGCAGGUGCUGGAGUGCAAUUGUGAUGGUGAACCGUUCGGGAAGGAAACUCCCAGAGCUACGAUGGUCGUCAACAACGUGAUGGAAAAGAGUUCCCCUUUGGCUGCUGCUUCGCUGCUGUCAGCUCGUGACUCGAUGGCUCGCGACCGCGAGGGACGCGAAGCGGCCAAGAAGAAACUGGAAACACGGUUCGUGCUCGGUAACGAACACUUUUCGGAGCACGUGCAAAAAAUACGCCUUGCGCGAGGUAUCGUUACGGCGGACCAGCCCGAAAGCGGUUCCUCGCCGGCCGAAGAGGACCUGGAAGUCCUGGACGAGGGCGAUGCAAAGGGUAACGACAGUGAGGUGACCGAGCUGCGCUUGGGAGUGGAAUUAGUCGAGCAGCUACACUCCCUGUUCCGCGACAAACACUGUCCCAGAUCGCUCGAUCUAGACAACCUCCCACCGGAACGGACACGGGUCUUUAUGGCCACCGAAAUGGCCGAACAGCUGUAUCUGCUCUUCCUUGACUCGAUGUACAGCUACAGCGAGGAGGAGAAGUUGUUAAACAUACGCCAGGACGCCCGUAUGGCCCGGCUGAUGGAGACUAAGGAAAAGUAUCCGGCGCUGUUUAAACCGCAAGACCCUACCGCGGCACCCAAUCUGCGCGACAUUAUCGAGAUGGAGCAAGCGUUGGCGGCGUACCAGAAAGAAACGAACGAAAGCUGGCAGAAGGCUGGCAGCGCACAGGAUCUGGCCCAGCAAAUGUCGCAACAAAAACUGCGAGAACUGUAUCCGCACGUCAACGGGGACGAUCUGCUGCAGAUACUGGCGGCGCACAAUAAUCACUUCGACGAAACGGUGCAGGUUGUGAACGCUUCCAUCCCCGCGGACAUGCUCCGCCAGAUGCAAGAAAGCGAACAGCUCCUGAAACAGCGGGCAGAGAACGAGAAGCAAAAGCUACUGGAACUGUUCGAUUCGCCCGUCCCGAGUUCACCGGAGUUGACGGGCGAGGAAGCGAUCAACUUCCAUCUGAUCACGGCCGAAGAGUGUCGCAAUCUGGCACAGCAUCAUCUGGACUUGAAAAACGAAUGCCACCAGAAGUCGCGCGUGGCCAUCCAACGGGGCGUCCCGGGACUGGCGGACUAUUACUCGCAGAUCGCCCGUCUGCACCGGACCAAGAUUGACAUGUACAACAGCCGGGCGUCGAACUGCAUCAUGGAGGUGCACAAGCUGAAGCUCAACAACUCGGACGUGCUCGAUCUGCACUACCUACACUCGCAGGAAGCACUGCGCUGCCUGGAGCUAUUUCUGGCCGAGCACGCCUCGCAGUUGCUCAAAUCGCAGCAGCGCUUCCGGACACUGUACAUCAUCACGGGUCGCGGCCUCCAUUCGGCCGAUGGUAAACCGAUCAUCAAGCAGCGCGUCAAGGUGCUGCUUCGGGCGAAAAAUAUAAGGUACACCGAGCUGAAUCCGGGCUUUCUGAAAAUCAAACUCUACAACCGUGAUGAUCUCGAGCAGCUAAUGGUCAUGGAGUAGAGCACACCACCAACCACCGAUCGAUCGCGCACGAUCAAUCAACCGACGGCUGAUCGGCAGUACCAGGAACAGCCAACAAAGUGUACUUACGCGUGCUCUAGACGCGGGAAAUCGAUGUACCUGACUAUUUGGCCAUGAUUAUAGGAAUCGCGGUCGCGGACGGCAAUCGGGGGGCGGUGGGUAGGACAUUUUUUUUCUAUUACAUUCGAAAGGCCAUAAAAUAUGUUAGUACGAAAGAAGCAUAGAAAGACGAGCUC
Molecule: messenger RNA, 3480 nt
Organism: Anopheles cruzii
Lineage: Eukaryota; Metazoa; Arthropoda; Insecta; Diptera; Culicidae
Product: NEDD4-binding protein 2
Exons: 3
Coding region: 11-3223 (1070 amino acids)
Source: RefSeq, a predicted model, not a curated record